Miscanthus lutarioriparius is the source of this 1413-nucleotide messenger RNA. The record is from the annotation of a GenBank genome assembly. NCBI's taxonomy places the organism in Eukaryota, Viridiplantae, Streptophyta, Magnoliopsida, Poales, Poaceae.
AUGGAGCCGAGGGUUGGGAACAAGUUCCGGCUUGGGCGCAAGAUCGGGAGCGGCUCUUUCGGGGAGAUCUACCUCGGCACCAAUAUCCAGACGAACGAGGAGGUUGCGAUUAAGCUGGAAAAUGUGAAGACAAAGCAUCCUCAGUUGCUGUAUGAAUCAAAGAUUUAUAGGAUUCUGCAAGGAGGAACUGGGAUACCGAAUGUCAGAUGGUUUGGUGUAGAAGGAGACUACAAUGUCUUGGUUAUGGAUUUACUUGGACCAAGCCUUGAGGAUCUAUUCAAUUUCUGCAGCAGGAAAUUGUCUCUGAAGACUGUACUUAUGCUCGCUGAUCAGAUGAUAAAUCGAGUGGAAUUUGUUCAUUCCAAGUCUUUUCUGCAUCGAGAUAUUAAGCCAGAUAAUUUCCUUAUGGGUCUUGGCAGACGAGCUAAUCAGGUCUACGUUAUAGACUUUGGCCUUGCUAAAAAAUACAGGGAUACCUCAACGCAUCAGCACAUCCCAUACAGGGAGAACAAAAACUUGACAGGAACUGCAAGAUAUGCUAGUGUGAACACCCAUCUUGGCAUUGAACAAAGCCGAAGAGAUGACUUGGAAUCUCUUGGAUAUGUGCUUAUGUACUUCCUGAGGGGCAGCCUUCCUUGGCAAGGUCUUAAAGCAGGAACAAAGAAGCAAAAGUAUGAGAAAAUUAGCGAGAAGAAAGUUGCAACAUCAAUUGAGGCUCUAUGCCGUGGGUAUCCUACUGAGUUUGCAUCAUAUUUCCAUUAUUGCCGCUCACUGCGGUUUGAUGACAAGCCUGACUAUUCAUACCUCAAGCGAUUAUUCCGUGACCUUUUCAUUCGUGAAGGUUUUCAGUUUGACUAUGUAUUUGACUGGACAAUACUGAAGUACCAACAAUCUCAAAUUGCCACUGCUCCACCCCGUGCGGGCCAUGGCGCGGGGCCUUCUGGGUUGGCACCUGCAUUACAGAAUGACAGGCAAUCAGGCCCUGAGGAAGCAAGGACUAGUGGUUGGUCAUCAAUGGAUCGGCGUCGUGCCCCACUACCAAUUACAAGCGUGGGGACGUUAUCUAAGCAGAAAGCACCAGUAGGGAAUGAUGCCACUGUUUCUAGAGAUGCCGUGAUAUCUGGACCAAAUUUUCUGGGAAGGUCAAGUGGAUCUUCAAGGAGGCCUGUUAUUUCGAGUAGCCGUGAUGUGGCGGCCACUGAUAGUUCUGAGCCUUCACGAGCACGUGCAACUGAUGCAAGCCCUGGGGCGUUCCGCAGAGUCUCAGGUCCCCAGAGAAGCUCACCUGUCCAUUCUGCAGAACAAAAGCGCUCAUCCUCAGGCCGGCAUCCAUCUAAUGUGAAGAACUAUGAUUCUGCUCUCAAAGGCAUUGAAGGUCUUAAUUUUGAUGGUGACGAGAGGGUUCAGUACUAG